AUGAAUGUGAAGAACGAGUUGUUCAAUAAUAUUAACAUCAGAAUCACAUUUUAUUCUCAAGUUGUCAUUGGGGUCUCAGGCAAUGCCAUCCUCCUUCUCUUCCACGUCAUCAUAUUCCUUGUAGGGCACAAGCCCAGACUCACCGACCUGCCCACUGUCCUCUUGGCUCUAAAUCACCUAGUGAUGCUGCUAAUUGAAGGAUUCAUAACUGGAGACAUUUUUACCUCUCAAGCAGGGUUUUGGAAUGACAUCACAUGUAAGUCAGUAAUCUAUGUGUACGGGUUAAUGAGGGGCCUCUCCAUUUGCAUCACCUGCCAGCUGAGUGUCCUUCAGGCCAUCACACUCAGCCCCAGAAGCUCUUGCUUGGCAAAGUUCAAACACAAAUCCUCAUGUCACAACCUGCGUUCCCUUCUUUUCUUUUGGCUGUUAUACGUAUCUGUUAGCAGUCACCUGGUGUUCUCCAUUGCUGCUACCCCCAAUUUUACCUCAGAAAAUAUUUGGUAUGUCACUGAGUCCUGUGCUUUUAUUCCCAUGAAUUACUUCCUCCGGCACAUACUUUCAACACUGCUGGCCUUCAGGGAAGCCUUCUCUGUAGGUGUCCUGGCCCUCUCGGGUGGGUACAUAGUGACUCUCUUGUGCAGGCAUAAGAAGCAGUCCCAGCAUCUUCACAACAACAGACUUUCUCCAAAAGGAUCCGCAGAACAAAGGGCCACUAGGACCAUUCUGCUGCUUAUGUGUUUCUUUGUAGUCAUGACCAGUUUCGGUACUGUUACCUACUCAAGAAUUGUGUUGAAUAAUAAUCCAAUAUUUUACUGUAUCCAAAUUCUUAUGGCCCAUGGCUAUGCCACAGUCAGUCCUUUGGUGUUCAUCAGUACUGAAAAACGUAUCAUUAAUUUUUUAACAUUCGUAUGUGGAAGACAAUAA
This is a messenger RNA of Chinchilla lanigera (long-tailed chinchilla), 924 nucleotides long. Its product is annotated as vomeronasal type-1 receptor 48-like. The transcript has a single exon. Gene Ontology annotation, molecular function: pheromone receptor activity. Bases 1 to 924 code for a protein of 307 amino acids. Gene Ontology annotation, biological process: G protein-coupled receptor signaling pathway. Gene Ontology annotation, cellular component: membrane. Lineage: Eukaryota; Metazoa; Chordata; Mammalia; Rodentia; Chinchillidae. The record is from RefSeq and is a predicted model, not a curated record.